AUGCAGUUCAAACCGUCCUCUAUGCGACUGGCCGUCCUCCUGGGGCUGGCCCAGUACAUACACAGCACGCCCCUUCACGCCCACUCGCAGCGCCAGACCUUCGACCUCACUACCGCCACGCUGGAGGAUAUCGCCUCGCAUGCCCUCGGGGUGGCCACUUCGCGGCUCAGCAGCGGCAGUUCGACAUGCACGAGCGAGAACGUGCGUGUGCGUAAGUCGUUCGAGUCCCUGACUGACGACGAGAAGAUCGCCUAUACGGGUGCUCUCAACUGCUUGAUGACAACCCCCGCCCGGACGCCGUCGGACCUCGUGCCAGGCGCCAAGUCGCGAUACGACGACUUUGUGGCAACGCAUAUUAACCAGACGGAAGUCAUUCAUCUGAAUGCCGCCUUUCUCGGAUGGCACCGUUGGUACAUCUGGGAGAUGGAGUCCGCCCUGCGCGAUGAGUGUGGCUAUACCGGCCCGUUCCCAUAUUGGGACUGGGUGAAGACGGAGCAAGAAGGCUUCGCAAACUCGGCGAUGUUCGAUGGCUCAGAGACGAGCAUGUCGGGCAAUGGUCUGCAAGUGAACUAUACCACCGAGCCUGAGAUCGUUCUUUAUCCCAACACCACCGGCGAGAUUCGCAUCCCCGGCGGACCCGGCGGCGGCUGCGUGACCGAAGGUCCCUUCGCCAACAUGACCGUAAACCUUGGACCGGUGCAGCUGAGCACUCCCGACGGCGGGACCGCUGUCUCUCCCUCCGGCGACAACUUCGCCUACAACCCGCGAUGCCUCAAGCGCGCGUUGAACGACUAUGCACUGCACAGAUACGUCAACACAACAAGCUUGCUGUCGCUGCUGCGCAAUACAAGUGAUGUUUGGUGGUUCGAGGACCUGUUCUCCGGUACGCAAGGCGUGCCUGAGAUGGGUGCCCACGCCGGCGGGCACUUUGCGUUUGGCGGCGAUCCGGGCAUGGACUUCUACGUGAGCCCUGGGGAGCCGGCUUUCUUUGUGCAUCAUACCAACGUCGAUCGCGUGUGGUGGAUGUGGCAGAUGCUUGAUCCGGAUGUCCGCGGCGCCAACGUCGAAACCGCUGUAAACGGACCCAUCACCAUGUGGGACGUGUUCGAGCCGCAUGGUAAUGGCACCAUCUCCACGAUGCAAAACCUGGGCUAUGUCAAAGAGGGCGCCGAGGUGCCGCUGGGUGAGCUUAUGUCAACCACGGAGGGUCUGUUCUGCUACGUAUACGAGUAA
Molecule: messenger RNA, 1233 nt
Organism: Colletotrichum karsti
Lineage: Eukaryota; Fungi; Ascomycota; Sordariomycetes; Glomerellales; Glomerellaceae
Exons: 3
Coding region: 1-1233 (410 amino acids)
Molecular function (GO): oxidoreductase activity
Source: RefSeq, a predicted model, not a curated record